Messenger RNA from Hemisphaericaspora subhashii, 1485 nucleotides. It is a transcript of the gene MEP2, whose product is annotated as ammonium permease. The record is from RefSeq and is a predicted model, not a curated record. Gene Ontology annotation, molecular function: ammonium channel activity. Bases 1 to 1485 code for a protein of 494 amino acids. Gene Ontology annotation, cellular component: plasma membrane. NCBI's taxonomy places the organism in Eukaryota, Fungi, Ascomycota, Pichiomycetes, Serinales, Debaryomycetaceae. Gene Ontology annotation, biological process: ammonium transmembrane transport. The transcript has a single exon.
AUGUCUGAUAGUGGAUUAACAGGAACAGGAACAGGUGGUGAUGUGUUCAAAGUCGAUUUAAACCAACAAUUCGAAGGAGCAGAUAUGGUAUGGAUAGGUGUAUCCUCCGUCUUAGUUUGGCUCAUGAUACCCGGGGUCGGUUUACUUUAUUCCGGUAUUGCCCGUAAGAAACAUGCUUUAUCUUUAUUAUGGGCCUCCCUUAUGGCAGCAUGUGUCACAGGGAUCCAAUGGUUCUUUUGGGGUUAUUCUUUAUCAUUUGCUCAUGAUGGUUCUAGUUUUAUUGGUACUUUACAAAAUAUUGGUCUUAAAGAUGUAUUAGGUGCUCCAAGUGUUGUUUCCACCCUUCCAGAUAUUUUAUUAUGUCUCUAUCAAGGAAUGUUCGCUGCCGUGACUGGGAUUUUGAUGGUUGGUGCCGGUUGUGAGAGAGCUCGUUUAUUCCCCAUGAUGAUUUUCUUAUUCCUUUGGUUAACUGUUGUUUAUUGUCCAAUUGCUUAUUGGACUUGGAAUCCAAAAGGCUGGUUAGCAACUUUAGGUGCACUUGAUUAUGCUGGUGGUGGACCAGUUCAUGAAAAUUCUGGGUUUGCUGCAUUAGCUUAUUCAUUCUGGUUAGGGAAAAGAAAAGAUCCAUUAACUAAAAGUAAAGUACCAAAAUAUAAACCCCAUUCAGUUACUUCAAUUGUAUUUGGUACUGCAUUCCUUUGGUUUGGUUGGUUUGGAUUCAAUGGUGGGUCCACUGGUAAUGCAUCUAUCCGUUCUUGGUAUGCUUGUGUCAACACCAAUGUUGCUGCUGCAACUGGUGGAUUAACUUGGAUGUUUAUUGAUUAUUUCAGAUCUGGAGGGAAAUGGUCAAUGGUUGGAGCUUGUUGUGGUGCCUUAAGUGGUCUUAUUGCAAUUACUCCCGGUGCUGGUUUCACUCAUGUUGCUUUCAGUUUAGUCUAUGGUGUUGUCGGUGCUACUGCUUGUAACUUUGCGGUUGAUUUGAAAGAUAUCAUUGGAAUUGAUGAUGGUAUGGAUGUUUGGGCACUUCAUGGUAUUGGUGGUUUUACUGGUAAUUUAUUAACUGGUAUUUUUGCUGCUGAUUAUAUUGCCAUGAUUGAUGGAGUUGAAAUUGCUGGUGGUUGGAUUAAUAAAAAUUGGAUUCAAUUAGGUUAUCAAUUGGCAUCUUCAGUUUCAAUUGGUGCUUAUUCAUUUGUGGUUACUUCGAUAUUAUUAUUGGUAAUGGAUAAGAUUCCAAAAUUAAGAAUCAGAUUACAUGAAGAUGAAGAACUUUUGGGUACUGAUUUAGCAGAAAUUGGUGAAUUAGUAUAUGAAGAUGGGGAUGAUGUUUCUUCAGAUCAUCGUGCUUUUGUAUUGGAACCAAUUAGAUCCACUAAACCAGUCACUACCAAUCAAAAUAAGGAACAAACUACUAUGCCUGCAAUUGAUGGAGUUUCAGUUCCUGAUCAUGAAUCAGAUGAUUCAAAAGAUAAUACUUCUAAAAAUUAG